AUGGAUACUGUGAUAGACACCAGUGGAUGUGCUAAGGAAGAUAUAAUGAAGUUUGUGUCUCAAUCUUUCAAGGGCGAUGCCCUCACUUGGUGGAAAGCAUUAGUGCAAGCCAUUGGAAAGGUUCCUUUGUAUAACCUUUCAUGGAACAAGUUUGUUGAUUUGGUGAAGGAUACUUAUUGUCCUCAACAUGAAGUCGAGAGGAUAGAAACUGACUUCCUCACUUUGGUAAUGAAGGAUCUGGAUUGUAGAUCCUAUGUGACUAGCUUCAACUCGAUGUCGAGGCUUGUACCAUACUUAGUCACCCCUGAACCCAAUCGCAUUGCGCGUUUUAUCGGUGGUUUGGCCCCUGAAGUGAAAGGGAAUGUUAAGGCUUCUAAGCCAGCCACUUAUAGAUCUGCUGUGGAUCUAUCUUUGUCCCUCACUCUUGAUGUUGUGAGGAGUAGGGCAAAGAAAGCUACCGAUGAUGGGAAAAGGAAGAGAGAGGAAGACAAGUCUCCUCAGUCAAACAAGAAGAGUAAAGGGAACUUUGGUUCCAAGAAGGGGCAGCCAAGUGACAAACCUAGUUGCAAUGAAAAGGGGCACGUCAAAACAAAUUGCCCCAAGAAUGAUAAGAAGCCCGAGGAGGCAAAGAAAAACAAUGCGAGAGUUUUUCAGAUGAACGCAAGGGAAGCGGUGAACGACGAGAACGUCAUAACAGGUGCUGAUAAGUCUUUUGUUGACCAUAAGUUUUGUAAGUCACUAAAUUUGUCUAUUAAGACUCUAGACAUAAAAUAUGAGGUAAAGCUUGUCGAUGGGUAUGAUAUAGUUUUGGGCAUGGAUUGGUUGUCGCAUAACCAAGCCCAAAUUGCCUGUGACAAAAAGCUAGUUAUUAUCAAAACCCCUUCUGGUAAAUCUGCCACUAUUCAAGGAGAUACACAAUAUGGGUUGCCCAGCAAUGUGUCUAUUCUCAAGGUAUCGCAGUGUUUGAAGAGCGGAUGUGUCAUUUACAUGGCGCAAGUGACUGUGAAUGAUCCGAAGCCUAAGAUUGAAGACAUUCCGAUCAUCUCUGAGUAUCCUGAUGUCUUUCCUAACGACCAAGUUGAUCACGAGAAGCACCUUCGGUGUAUCUUAGGAUUGCUUCGACAGGAGAAAUUGUAUGCUAAAUUCUCCAAAUGCGAGUUCUGGCUCCGUGAAGUCCAAUUUCAUGGACAUGUUGUUAGUGAGCGUGGUAUCCAAGUUGAUCCCGCCAAGAUAGAAGCCAUAUGA
Helianthus annuus (common sunflower) is the source of this 1245-nucleotide messenger RNA. RefSeq lists its product as uncharacterized. The transcript has 5 exons. Lineage: Eukaryota; Viridiplantae; Streptophyta; Magnoliopsida; Asterales; Asteraceae. The coding region runs from base 1 to 1245 and encodes 414 amino acids. The record is from RefSeq and is a predicted model, not a curated record.